Molecule: messenger RNA, 16083 nt
Organism: Plasmodium reichenowi
Lineage: Eukaryota; Apicomplexa; Aconoidasida; Haemosporida; Plasmodiidae
Product: asparagine and aspartate rich protein 1
Exons: 3
Coding region: 1-16083 (5360 amino acids)
Molecular function (GO): zinc ion binding
Source: RefSeq, a predicted model, not a curated record
AUGGAACCUAAAGAAACUGAUAAUAUAAUAAAAGAUGAGGACAAUGUGAAAAAGGAAGAACCUAUAUUAUCUAUUGAAAAAUAUUUAUUAAAAGAGUUUGGUGAUGGGAAAACGAAUAAGAAGGAUGUUAUGAGAAAAUUGAGAAAGAGGAUAUAUAAUCAUAAAAAUUCAGAAGAGAUAUACAAAAAAUUAAAAGAGAUUCAUGGGAAUAGUGGUAUAUGUACACGUCAAUGGAAAGAAGGUAGUUUUGCUUUUAAGUGUUAUAAUUGUGAAGGGGAUCCAACGUGUGCUAUAUGUGCAAAAUGUUUUUUUGCAUCAAAUCAUAAGAAUCAUAUAUAUAGGUUAACACAUACAAGUGGUGGUUGUUGUGAUUGUGGAGAUACUUCAUGGAAUAUUAAUGGUUCAUGUUUUGAUCAUAGAGGAAUUAAUGAAGAUUGUUUGAUUGACAAUUCUAUAUUAAAUAUUGAUAUAAAGAAUCGUGUAAGAGAAGAUUUAGAAUGUUUGAUAGGAACAUUGUUUAGGGAUAUAGUAUUAAAAGAUGGAUAUUUUUUAUCCUUAGUAAGUGCUGAUUAUAUAGAGCAUGCAUUUGAUUUUUUUAAAGAUUUAGGGAUUACAAGUUAUUUAUUUCGGCAAGUUAUAUGUGAAGUAUUUACAGGUGCAAAAAUAGAUUUUUUAGUAAAUUUUCAUUAUUGUUUUUAUGUAGGUGUACAGAAAGCUUUAUAUUCUUUUUAUUUAUCUUUAUUUGUUCAUCCAUAUUUUAAACAAAGAUUUGCUUUUAAGCUAGCUAAACAUUAUAAAUUGGUUGUUCGUGUAGCUGAUGAUCGUAUUUAUAAUGAUAAUCAUUUGAAUGGAUUAAGUGUUCAGGUUUUAACUGUUCCCGAAAUAGCAUAUACUUUAGUUAUAAAUAAUUUCUUGAAUGAUUUAUUAAAAUUAAUAGAAAAUUUAUGUGUAUUUAAUAAUGUAACAAAUUGUGUUAUGCAUAAAAAUUUCUUACGAUCUGAUAUCGAAAUUAUUAUUCGUAUAUGUGUUGAUUUGAAAUAUUUGCUUUAUCAUCAUGAAGUUAUAAAAAUUGUAUUAUUUAAUAAAUAUGUCAUCAAAAAAAUAUUAAAAAUAUUAUCUCUUCUACAUAGAAUGAAUUCACAAGUACGCUAUACAAAAUCACAUAUUAUAUAUGAAGACUUAUCUAGUUCAUAUUCCAUAACCAUUGAAAAUUAUCUACUUCGUGUAUUUGAACCUUUAGCUAAUUUUUGUAAAAGAGAAGCUAAUGCAAAUUUUAGAAAUUUAUUUUUAUUGUACCAAUUAACAAUUAAAGGUAUACAUAAAUUGGAUUUAUUCCCAUUUAAUCGAAAAAAAAAGGAGGCUGAAAAUUCUUUUAUGAAUCGCAAAAAAUUGAAGGAAAAAAAAAUUACAAAAAAGAGGAAUAUUAAAGAGGAUAAUUCAACGGAUGACUUGACAGGUGACAGUGAUAAUAGUAGUACUAAUAAUGUUUGUCGUUGUGAUACUAAUAAUUAUGAUAACUCGAUGUUUGAUCGUAGUUGUAGUAUACAAGGGUUAAAUAAUAUGAAUGACGACGUUAAUAAAUCAGGAGGAGUCUCUUUAAAUGACGACAAUACAAAUAAUACAAAUAAUACAAAUAAUACUACUACUACUAAUAAUAAUAAUAAUAAUAGUAAUAAUAGUAAUAAUAAUAAUAAAAAUUGUGAGGCCAAGGCCAAUGAUCAAACGAAUAAGAAAAAAAAAUUCAAACAUCUCAGAUCUUUACAUUCUCCAUUAGUUCGAUUCUUUAUCAUGAUUUUAAAUUUUGAUGUCAUUAAAAAAUGCCUAGAUGACGUGUACUGGUAUAAAUAUUUAUAUUUAAGAAGGGUUUAUAAGAAAAAAAGGAUACAUAAAAAUAGAAAAAAGAGUCCUACAUAUAAUACAAAUGAUAUUAAUAAAAAUGAAGUGUGUAGUAAAAAUAUUCCAAGUGAUGAUAAUAAAUCAUUUAAUAAAAUGUACAAUAAUAAUAAAAUGAAGAAGGAGUUAACAUAUAAUGAUGAAUAUAUAAUAAAUGAAUUUAUUAGAGAUUUUUAUUCUAUAGAAAAGCAUUCAGAGGAAAUAAUAAAUCAGAGAAAAAUAUUACAAGAAAGAUAUGAAAACGAUGGUAAUAAUAUGAAGAUAACACUUUUUCAUUUUAAAAAAUUUUUUACAAGUAAUGAUGAACAUAAGAAUGAGCAUUUAGGAAAAUAUAUAAAUGAGCAUAUACAUUUAGAAAGUAAUUAUUUUAAAUGGAUUAUGAAUACUAGUUCUAGUUCUAAAUUACGUGAAUGUAAUAAUAAGUAUAGAAUUAAAUAUAGAGAAACCAUACAAGAAAAGAAUAUAAAAAUAAAAUGUAAAAAUAUAUAUAUAGAGAAAAAAUUAAAAAAUUUAAAAUAUGAAUUUAAUGAAUUUUUGGAUAUAAAAUAUGAUAAAGAAAAACAUAAUAUAUAUUUACAUCCAUUAUAUAUAGAUUUAUAUAUGAGAGAUAUAUUUGAGUUUUUAAAUUUAUUUGAUUUAAAAUUAUUAAAAAAUAUUCUUUUUAUAAAUAUACAAAUCUUAACAUUUAUAUAUGAAAUUAAAUAUGGUUACUGGGUAAGAAAUGGUCCUCAAAUGAUUUUCCAGGUUGGUGAAUAUGAUAAUUCUUUAUUUUUUCAAAAUGAUUUAAUAGGAAUACAAUUUGCUAUAAUAAUGAUGAAUGUUUUACCUUUAUACGAAAAUCAAAAAGUUCAUAUAAAUUCACAUGUGAUCAAUUUAUUUCAUCGAAUAUGGAAUAACAAAGUUCAAUACAAUGAAUCACUUAAAAAAUUACCUUGGUCAAAAAACGAGAACAACGAUAUUCAAAAUGAUUAUGUGCAUAAAGGUGAUGAUGAAAUAUGUAUAAAUGAAAAGGUAUAUGAUGAUCAUACUAAUAAAUAUAUAGAUACAUCUCCAAAAUUUACAUAUAAUGAUAAUAUUCAGAAUCACUAUAUGGUAGAACAACACUCUGAGGAUAACAAACCGUAUUAUAUGAAUAAAAUAAAAUAUAUAAAAAAAAAUGAUGAAUUCUUUGAAGAACAUAUGAAAAUAUAUGAAAGCAUGCUUAUAUAUAAUAGAGCCAAAAAAUUAAAUGAUAAUAAUACCAUACCUUUUAAUAAUAAACUGGGAAAUUCAAAAGGAAAAAAUUUGGAUCAAGAUGAUGGUGAUCAUGUCAAAUUGCUUUUUGGAAUUGACGAUAAAAAUGUAAGUAAUAGUAAUAAUAUGAAUAAUAUGAAUAACAUAAAUAAUAUGAAUAAUAUGAAUAAUAUGAAUAAUACGAAUAACAUAAAUAAUAUAAAUAACAUAAAUAAUAUGAAUAACACAAAUAACAUAAAUAUGUGUAAUAAUAAUAAUACAUAUGUUUAUAAUAAGGAUGGGGCGGAUAAUAAGGUGGAAUGCAAAUCAAUAUGUGAUCUUUUGUGUAAAUAUUCAUGCAAACAAUUAAGAGACCAAGAAAAUGAAUCAAAAACAUUAUUAAGAGAAACCGAAGGGAUGUUGACCUCGGAUAAUAUAAAUUUGAACAAAUUAGAUAAUGAUAAUAAUAAUAAUAAUAUAAAAAAUGAUUUGUUAGAGAAUGAUGAAAGGUAUUAUAAGAAAGGUUCUCUAACGAAAGAAUCAAUAUAUAAUGAAGAUAAAAUAUGUGAAAAAUAUAAAAAGAGCAGAUUAGAGUGGAAUGAAUAUUUAGAAGAAUUUAUGAAUAUAGAAAUAAGAAAUCCAUUUAUUAUAUUAUAUCAAUUAAUAUUUAAAAAUUUUCGUAUGAAUUUAAAUAUAAGAAAAAUAAAUGAUAUGUAUAUAGAAAUAGAAAUACAUCAUAUAAAGAUGGCAUAUAAAAUAUUUAGUGAUAUAUAUACAAAUAAAUCUAGUAUAGAUUCUAGAAAAAUUUGUCACAUAUUUUAUUUUCAAUUUUUUUAUGAUAUAAUUAUACGUAUCUUUAAUGAAUUAUAUUAUUUAGAAUAUAGUAAUAUACCAAGAAAAACAUCUUAUGAAAAAUAUAUAGAAAGAGGUAAAUAUCAUGUUAAAAAAAUAUUAAUACAAUUAUUAGCAUCAAAAGAUUUUCAAUAUUUUCAACUCGAAAAUGUAUUUCCUAAGCAAUUUAGACACCAUCCAAGCUUUUAUGAACUUGUUAAUAAAUAUGGAUAUAAAACACAUAUGCCUAGAAGUAAUGUUAAUUUGAUAAAGUUAAAUAAGAAUUCGUGGUAUCUCUAUGAUGCCUUUUGGCCACUCUCAGCAUUCAAAGAUUUUCAAACAGCUAAUGAAAAAUGUAUAAAAGAAGAAAAUUCUUCCUAUAUAGGAUCUUCAAGGGAAGAAGAUAAAGAAUAUUUAAAUUUUUCAUUUCGCAAAGUUCAAAAUUUAUUAUUCUAUACAUUUAAAAACAGUUGUCUCGUUUCUAUACUUUUAAUUGUCUUUAUUAUUAAUGACGAAUUUCAGAGGAAAAUCGAAAAAAAAAAAAAAGAAGAAUUAGAAAAGAAAGAAAUGAAAAAGCAUAUUAAAGCGGAUCUAACGGCAGAAGACGACGCACUGCUUAAUACAAAAAGUGGUACAACGAAUAAUAAUACGUGUGAUGUAGGAGUUGUCAUUAAUGAGGAAGGAAACCAAUCCAGUGGAAUGUCUCAAAAUGGUGUAGCUUCUCAGAGUGGAAUAAAUAUGAAUAAUGAUGAUGUAUCAGGAGAAGAAAGGAAUCAUAACGAUGAUAUUAAUUAUAUGGAUGAUAAUGAUGGUGAUAAUGAUGGUGAUAAUGAUGGUGAUAAUGAUGGUGAUAAUGAUGGUGAUGAUGAUGAUAAUGAUGAUAAUAAUGACGAUAAUAAUGACGAUAAUAAUGACGAUAAUAAUGACGAUAAUAAUGAUGAUGACAAUAAUAAUGACAAUAAUAAUGAUGAUGAUAAUGAUGAAGAUUCCAAUCUUCAUGGUAGUUCUUCGAAUAUGGUAAAUAUUAUAAACAGUGGUGAUAAUAAUUCUGUGACUAAUUCUAGUAAUAUAAAUACAGCACGAAAUAAUAACAGUACAUAUAUUAUUGUAGAUCAGAAUGGAGAUAAUGAAACCUUAUUUGCAGAGAUAUUAAUAAAUCGUAAUCCUAAUAAUUCUAUAAAUAUGGAAAUUGUAAAUGUAACAGAUAAUAAUGUUGGUGAUGAAAAUAAUAAUAGAAAUUAUCGUCAUUUAAAUGCUGAUGGAUUAUCUGAAUUAAUCAGAAGUCUUAUAAGUGAAAAUAAUAUUAUUAAUAAUGUAAUAGAUGAAUCUUUUUUACAAAAUAAUAAUGUAGGAGGUGAUAAUUCUAUUAAUAAUGAUGACAUAAGAAAUAGAGGUGGAUCUAUAUUUGAUGAUAAUAUAUCUUUUGAUAAUAAUUCAUCAAGUGAUGAAUUGAAUUUAAUGGAUUCUACAAAUUCAAAUAAUGUCAGAAUUAAUUUAUACGGUAGAACAAAUGGAUUGUACGAUUUAAAUUUUAUUUUGGAUAGUAAUGAAAUCAUGGGUAACCUCAAUACACAUAAUGUGAAUAAUACAAUAGAUAUAUUGAUCAAAAUUAUAAAAAUUUUGAGUGUGGCCAUGGGUUCAGCACAUCCCUUUAUUGAGCUAAAUAGUUUUUAUUAUCUUAACGCGGUCAAUUUUUAUGGCAUAGAUAAUGAUGAUGACAGUGAAAAAAAUGAAGAAAUUGGUAACGAAGAAAUUGGUAAAAAAAAUAUUGAUAAUAAUGAACAAGUUGAAAAAAAACACCAUUGUGAUCAAAAUAGAAUUUAUGAUGAUGUUGAUGGGCUAUCGUCCGUAUCAUCAAGUUCUUAUGAUAUAUUAAUGAAUCAUUUGGAAGAAUCAUGUAUGUAUACAAGUUAUUCAGAUGAAACAUAUGAGAAUAAUGGUAAUGUUUAUAAUAUUAGGGAGGGAUUUAAUGUGGAAAACAUUUCUUAUGAUAAAGAUAUAUUAAAUGAAAAAAAAGAUAUAGUAGAAAUAGAAAAUGAGAAAGAGAAAUAUUUAAAAAUAAAUGAUCAUUCUAUUAAUGAAAAUUAUGGUUGUGUUUCCUUAUUAAAAGAUGAACAUAAAUUGUCAUCAUCCGAUGGAAAUAAUAAUAUUAAUCGUUGUAAUAAUAAUAAUAUUAAUCGUUGUAAUAAUAAUAUUAUUAUUAAUCGCUGUAAUAAUAAUAAUUAUUAUUAUGAUAAUAUUAAACAUGGUGAUGAGAAAGGUGGUGAAGGUGAAGAUUCAGAAGAAUGUCGAAUAAAAGAAAGUAACAAGAAAAUGUCUGAAUGUAAUAAUAAGGAAAAUAUAAUUUUUGAUUCUAUUAAUGUAUUAAGAAAAGACAAUAUAAAGAGAUUGAAAAAUAAUAUCUGUAAGAAUAAAAAUUGUUAUAUAUAUGAUGAUGAUAUUAAUAAUAAUAAUAAGAAGAAAAAGGAUGUUGAAAAUCAAGAAAAAGAAUUUUACGUGUUAAAUAAAAUAUUUGUACAUAAUUUUAUAAAUUGUAUUAAUAAUAUAAAUGUGAAUGAAGAUAAGUGCUUUCAAAAAGUGAGAUCUACCAUUUUAAGUAGAUUAAAAGAAAUGUAUUCUGGAAAUUAUGAUUGUAAAAAUAAUAAUAGUAAUAAUGAAUUUAUAGAAUUAGCGAAAAAAAAACAAGAAGAUUUAUUACAAAGUAUGAAAGAACAACAAUCAAAGUUUAGUAAUUUUUUAGAAGCAGAAUAUUCAUCUGAAGAAGCUGAUUCGCUACCAAAUGGAGGAAUUGAAGACUUUGAAGAUGUCGAUUUUAUGGAUGAUGCUAGUAGUUAUAGUGAUAGUAAUAGUAAUAGUAAUAAUAAUAGUAAUAAUAAUAGUAAUAAUAAUAGUAAUAAUAAUAGUAAUAAUAAUAGUAAUAAUAAUAGUGAUGGUCAUGAAGAUGAUAAUAAAAAGCUUUCUACUGAUGUAAAAAAAAAAAAAGAAGAAGAAGAAAAAAAAUUCUCUAUAUGUAGUGUUAAUGAAAAAAAAAAAAAAAAAAAAUAUAUGAAAGGAAUAACAAUUUGUGAAUAUGAAAAAAUAAAAGAAAAAAAUUGUAUAUGUGUUUUAUGUAAAGAAGGGAUGUCAAAAAAUAAUUUAUUAGCAUAUAUAUGUUUUUCAUCACAUACAAAUUUAUUAAAAAAAAUUAUCAAAAAAAAUAAAUUUUCAUUUCCUUGUAAACAUCCAUCUAUAUAUACUUGUGGUCAUUUUAUACAUACAAAAUGUUUACAUAAUACAAGGAUAUUAAAAUAUAGAAAAUUGUUCAGUGUAAAAAAUGAACCAACUCUAUAUGAAUUUACAUGUCCCUUAUGUCGUUCAAUAGCUAAUAGUUUUGUGGUGUAUAUACCAAAGAGAUAUAUAUCGGAGAAUGAUAAAUAUAGAGUAUAUGAUUGUAAUGAGCAAGAAUUUUUCUUGGAUAACUCAAAUAAAAAUUUAUCCGAACUUUUGAGAAUUUCCAAAUAUUCAGAAGAGAGGAAUUAUGGAAUUAAAAGGAAGAAGGAAAAAGAAGAAAAAAAAAAAAAAAGGAAAAUGAUAAUGAUGAAAGAAAUGACGAACCAAAUGAAUUAUGAACAAAAUGCAAAUGGUAUAAUAAAAUCAAGUGAUAUACAGAAUAAUGUUCAGGUAGACACAUUUAUACAUAAUAAUAUAUACACCUAUAUACCCAAUAAGAAAUCACAAAUUGAUGAGUGUGCUGAGCAAAACAUAGAAUUAUUAAAAGACAUAAAGAAUGGAGAAUCUACAAAUAUGUGCAACAAAGCAGAUAAUUUGUUUGCUAUACAAAAUGAUAAUGGUUAUCCUUAUAGAUAUAAAGAAAGUGAAGAAAUAUCUGAAGGAGAAGAAUUUUUAUUAAUAAAUAAAAAGAAUAUUUCUUGUAAUUAUUUGAAUAACUAUGUAACAAACGAUACAUUAAGUAAUGACAAUGUAAUGAUACAUAAGGAUAUCUUAUUAGAUGAUUAUUUUUUACAAGAUGAUAAUAAUUUUUCUACGUGUUCUAUAACGUUGAAUGAUUAUCUAAUACCUCGAUAUUUUAAUAUAACCAAUUGUGAUUAUAUUAGAAAUGAUUUUAAAAAUAAUAAAUGUAAGAAUAGGAAGGAUAAUUGUUUUAAUGAAAAUGAUGAUAAUGAAAAUGAUGAUAAUGAUAAUGAAAAUGGUGAUAAUGAUAAUGAAAAUGGUGAUAAUGAUAAUGAAAAUGAUGAUAGUAAUAAUGAUGACAAUAAUGAUGAUAAUAAUGAUGAUAAUAAUGAUGACCAUAAUGAUGAUACGGGGGAAGAAAGCUUAUCCACCCUAUCGUCUUGCUCAUCAGAAAACAUAUUAUCCGAUAAUUAUAUUGAUGAUAGUGAUAUAGCUGAAGAAUUUUAUUUUAAAUAUACACAUGAUAAGAAUAAAAAUAUAAAUAUGGGGAACAGAAAAAAUAAGAAAAGGAACUUAAAGGAAAAUCAUAAAGACGAUUUUCAUAUGAAUAAUAGUAAUACUCAUAAUGUGAGCUCAUAUAAUUUUUUCGAUGAAAAUAAGAAGAAUACAAUUUUUAAUUUAAAUUUCUGUAGUCUUAUAGAAAAGGAUAGUUUAUUAAAUGAUAUGUUGGCAUAUGAAUGUUAUGAAAAAAAUAAAAAAAUAAUAUUAAGAAAUAUUUAUUUAAAUGAAAAUAAUAUGUAUGAUGAAUUAUUUGAAAGAAAGAAAAAUGAUAAUAAUGUGGGUAUACAUAAUAUUAUAUAUUCACAAGAAAAUAAUGAUGUCCUUUUAAAUAAUAAGGAUGAUAUAAAUAUUAUAUAUAAAAAUACCAAUAUGGAAAAACAAAAAAGAAUAAGAAGAAGAAAAGGAAGAGGUACCGAAAUAUAUUUUUAUAAAAAUACAUCUAAUUAUGUAAAUAAAGAUUAUACGUUUACAUAUAGAAAUUCGAAUUUUUAUUAUCGUUCUAAAAAUGGUUUUUUAUCUUACUAUGUUAGUUUACCCUUGUCGUUUAUUAAAGAAAUACAAUAUUUUAUGAUAAAAAAUAAAUUAUAUAAUUACCCAGGAAACAAUAGAUAUAAUAAAUUUUAUUUAACGACAGAGGUAGAUAAGGAACAAAUCAAAAAAGAAGAAAUGGAGAUGAAUAUAAAUAUGAAUAUGGAUAUGAAAAUCGACCCGUCUAUAUUUUGUAAUUUUGAAGACAAAAUAAAAACGAAGGAAAAAUAUAAUACUAUAUUAUAUUAUGAAAUGAAUAAUCAUAUUAUAACAUAUGUAAAAUCUAAUUUUAACUAUGAAAGCAUAAAUGCAGAUGAGGCUAUUAAAAAGUAUGAGGUAUGUGAUUUUUACACCAAUGGUACUUUUGAUAGUGCUGAUGAAAAAUUAUGUAGUGAAGAGAAGCAAGAUCAUUUAAUAACGAGACAUAAAGUAAAAGAGUGUUUACAUGAAAAUGAAAGUGAGCAGAAGGAAAAAAGAUUAAAAAUAGGACAUGAGCAUGAAGUAGUAGAUGAUAUAAGUAAUAUGAGUGUAGCAAAUAAUGAUAAUAUAUAUGAUAAUAAUAAUGAUAAUAUAUAUGAUAAUAAUAAUAAUGAUAAUAUAUACGAUAAUAAUAAUGAUAAUAUAUAUGAUAAUAAUAAUAAUGAUAAUAUAUAUGAUAAUAAUAAUAAUAAUAAUAGUAAUAGUUGUGUAGGGGGUGAAAAUUUUAUUUGUGAUAACAAAUCAGAUGAUAUUAAUUUUGAAUUUAUAAAAGAUUUAAAUAAAAUAAAUUAUGAAGAGAAAAAAAAAGAAAAAAAAGAAAUCUUAGAAAUAGAAAAAUUAAAUAAAGAGAAGAUGAAUGGUGAUAAACAAGAUAUACAUAAAUUUAAAUAUCCAUGUAAUGUUGAAGAAAUAAAAGAUCAUAAUAUAUCGAUGAAAACCAGUUUAUCUAUGGAUGUAUAUGAAGGUAUUGUAAGUACAAAUAAAAAUAUAUAUGAAAUAUACAACGAAUUAAAAAGGAAACAAUAUUUUUAUUCUGUAUGCGAUAUAAAAUCAUUAAGACAAUCAAUUAUAUUAUUAGAUGGUAUAUCAGAAAUUUCAUGGAGAAUAUUUCAUCAAGAACAUACAACAUUUUCAUCUAUAUUACAUCAUUCAGAGAAUUAUAAAAGAUUAAUUGAUUUUGAUUAUAAUACAAAAGUAGAUGAUAACGAUGAAGAUAUUGAUAUAAAAGGUAUUGGUGUUAAUGAUUUAUUAAAAAUAUAUCGUAGAUUAGAAAUAUAUCCCGAUUUUAUAUUUAAUAAUAGUAACGUGGGUUUUAUUAAUAGACAUGAUUUAAAAUUUAUAACUAAAAAAGAUCUUCUUUUAAUGAAUAAAAAAGAUUAUGAGAGAAAUAAAAAAGAAAGGAAAAAAAAAAAUUCUAUUUUGUAUCCAACAACUUCACAUACCAAUAAUAAUGAAAAUAAUAAUGAGAAUAAUAAUGAAAAUAAUGAUGAAAAUAAUGAUGGUAAUAAUAAUAAUAAUAAUAAUAAUAAUAAUAAUAGUCGUGGGGAUGUUAAUAAACCUAAGAAUAAUAAUUCCUUUAAUAAUUAUAGUGAGAAAAAAGAAGGUAAUAAAAAGAAAAAGAAAAAUCAUAGUGAUGUAUUAAACAUAAAAUACUGGCGAAAUAUUAAUACGGCUGUUGAUUUUUUUAAAAUAUAUUGGAUUUUAUAUAAUGAGAUAUUAAUAAAUAUUUUCUAUAAAAAUAUAAAUUAUAUAUCUUGUAAUAAUAUGAUAGAAAUUUUAGUACGUAAUUUAUUUUUAUACAAAUAUGAAUUAAAUAUUUUAAAAGAAGAAAAUAUUUCUAAUCUUUUUAAUAUUCAAACAUGGAAAAAUAUGUAUAAAAUAUGUUUCUUUUAUGUCUAUCCUUAUCGAUUUACUUUUAAUAAAUAUAAAAAAUUUUUCAAUAAAAUUAAGAAAAUACACUUUUUAAAUAAUUUAUCUUUUAUUCCUUUAUCAGUAGAUGUAUUAAAAUUAUUUAUGAAUUUUUUUUUAAAUCAAUAUUUAUAUACUCCUUCAUUAAUUAAGCAUUUUAUAUCAAUAUCAUUAAUCAUAAUAUCUUUUCAAAUUAUGAAUGAAAUAUUUAUAAAAGAAAUAUCCAAGACAUAUGUACGAUUUAUUUUUAAUACAAUCCAAAAGUAUCACCAUAUCAAGAAAUAUAUUACUCGUAUAUCUAAACAUAUUUCUUAUCAAAAAAUGUAUGCAAAUUAUAUUAUUAACCUUUCUGAAUAUGUAGACUAUAUUGAGAGAGCCAAUACAUUUGUUCAAACACAAGAAACGAAAAAAAUAAAACAUAAUGAAAGUUCCAUUUAUCAUAAUAUUGAAAUGUUAGGACAUAAACAAAAUGAACAGAAAAAGCAUUCUUUAAAUGCCUACGACAGAUUUCACAUUUUUCUUUUUGAAAGAUAUGUAAAAAAUUCUAUACCAGGGGGUGAAAAUAUAACUUUAAAAUAUGUGAAUGGUCGAUAUAAAUUAUAUGAAAAUGAUCAAGAGGUAGUACAUAUGACUGACAUUGAACAUUUUGAAAAGAUCAAAAAUGUUUAUUCGAAGAAAGCAAUGGAUAUUUUAAAAAAGAAGAAUGACCAAAUGGAAAAUGAUAAGGAGGAAAAAACUAGUAAUGAACAACCAAAUAAUUGUAAUAAAAUAUUAGAUGGUAAUAAAACAUUAGAUGGUAAUAAAAUGUUAGAUGGUAAUAAAACAUUAGAUGGUAAUAAAAUAUUAGAUGGUAAUAAAAUAUUACAUGAUAAUAAAAUAUUACAUAAUAAUAAUAGUAAUAAUAAUGUCGAAAACAAAAGUUGUAACUUCCACAACGUAUCAUCUUACAAGGGUUUAAUGAAAUCCUUGUUUGGUAAAAAGAAUUUUUUUUUUAUUAUAGAUAUUGUUAACUUAUUUAAAAAUAUACAAAGACUCUCAUAUAUAUUUGAUGAAGAAACAAUAAGCUACCUACACAUGAUUAUUAUGAAUAGUAAAAUAUUAUCAUAUGAUUUAAAAGAAAUAAAAAGAAAAAAAAAGGUACAAAAAAAGAUUUAUCCCAAAUUUACUUCUUAUAUUAUAAAACAAAAGAAGGCAAAUAAAUUAAACUCUUAUAAUUAUGAUUUAUUACAUAUUGAAAAAAAAUGGGUAUUAUAUCUUAUUUAUAAAACCAUAUUAAAAUAUUAUGAUAUGCUUCUAUUUAAGAAGAGAGUUCAAAAACUUAUGCUUUUGAUGUGUGAAAUUAAUGAUGAAUAUAUAAAAUAUAUAUAUUUUAAUGGUUAUAUUCCUAUAAAUAUAUAUCUAAGUACUAACUUAAUAAAAUACAAUGAAUUCUUUACAAAUUAUUAUUCUUAUAUAUAUAACAAAAAUGUUAAUGAUAAAUGGGGUGAUUUCCAUGUCUUAUAUUUCCAAAAUCAAGAAAAUAAUAUAAAAAAAAAUAACAAAAAAAAUUAUUAUUAUACACUUUUUAAAAACAAACAUGUUUUAAAAAGAGAUUAUAAUCAUAUCGUAAGUAAUAAUAUACAACCCAUUAAUAAAUUCAAUCAACCCAUAACAUCUAAUGAAUGUACAUCUCCAAAUAUCUCUUAUCAUAUAAAAUCAAAUGAAAUAUUUAAAAAUGAAGAUUAUCAUAAUCUUAAUAUAUAUAAUGAACAUAUUAUUUAUAAUUCGCACAAAGAUACAAAUUUAUUAUCUUCCUAUAACUAUAUGCAACAGGUACAACAAAAUACUCUCACCAUGAAUAAUCUUGAUCAUUCAAAUAAUCUAAUAAUAAAUGAUAACAAUAAAAGAGAUAAACAACAUAUAAAUACGGAACAUUGGAACAAGAACAUUAUUAAUAGUAAUUAUUUUAAUGUUUAUAAUAAUGAUUCCGGCCAAAAUGAGCAAAACCAUGUACAGGAAGGUGUCCGUGGUUUCAUAGAUGUUGAUGAUGAUUUGUAUAAUAUGCAAGAGAACCCAAAAGAAAGCAAAAAAAAUAAUAUUAAUGAUGAUGAUAAAAGGGAUAAGGUUAUUAAUAGUGAUAAUAAUUUGAACGAAACGACACAUAAUCAUAUAGCAUAUAAUAAUGACCAAGAAUUAUCCACUGAAUUAAAUUUAUUUAAAUAUAAAUUAUAUAAUAUAUCAAGUGAAGAAAUUAGUAAUUUAUAUUUAAUGGAAGAUUGUAAUAAUGAAAAGGGAUUCUUUUCAUGUCUUAAUAAAAAUGAAGAUUUUGAAUAUAAGAAUGUUAACAUUUUAAAUAUAUUAAAAUAUAAAUUUGAUCUAGUUCCAUAUAUUAAUCAUUUAUAUUAUCUUUAUAAUUUCUAUCCAUUAUUGUUUAAAUUGAAAGAGAUAAAAAAUAUCCAUGAUAUGAAAGAAAAACAAAUAAAUUUAUGUACAGACCAAUUUUUACUAUCAUUAGUAGAUAAGGAUAUUUAUGAUUGUUAUGAUGAUGUAAAUUUUUCUGAUGCUAGUUUUUAUAGUGAUCAAACUAUUCAUGUUUCUGAAAAGGAAUGUGAUCAUAAAAAUCAUAAAAGUAAUAAAUAUGAUUCUGAUAGUUAUCAUCAUCCUGUUAAUGUAUCUCAUACAUCUUAUCCAUAUAAACAACAAAAUGGUGACGAAGAAGAUACAUUGCAAAUUAAUUCUUCAUUAAAUAUUCUUGAAAAUGUUGUCGAUCUUGAUGAACUCAUAAAAGAUUUGAAAAAAACAAAAAAGAGCAAACAAAAAGCUAGUAAAAAUAAAUAUGCUGAUAAAUUUUUUGUCUCAUUUUUUAAUACAGCAUUGAGAAGAGAGGAAGAUAAAGGAAAAACGAAUUAUUUACAUUAUGGGAAAUUAGGAAAUGCUAAAAAUAAUACAAAAUUAAAGAAUUUAUUUUUAUCAGACCAACAAAAUGGUAAUAUAUAUGAUAAUAUAAAUGGUAAUAUUUAUGAUAAUAUAAAUGGUAAUAUAUAUGAUAAUAUAUAUGAAAAUGUCAAUACCUAUCAAAGCUCAGCUUCUCAUAUAUUUAUAGAUCCACAUAAUUUAACAAAUAUAAAUAUAUCCAAAGAAUUAAGUAAUAAUAUCAAUAUAAAUUGUGGGAAGAAGGAAAAAAACAAAGUAUCAUCAAAUGAUCAAAAUAAUACUGAAAAUGAAUACAUGGAAAAUAGUUCCUCUGAUAAUCCAUAUGAUGAUUCAAAUUUUGUAUCUUAUCAUGAAAGUAUAGAUUCUACAAGUAGUGCGGAUAAAUAUCAUAAAAGAAAAAUGACACCUAUGGAAAGUAUGUUUUUAAAAUAUACAUUAAAUACAUCAGAAGAUGCAUUAUCCAAUAAAUAUAAUGUAACAAGUAAAAAUAAAAAUAAAAAAGAAUAUUUAAGUUUUCUUAAAUAUAAAGAUGCAAAUAAAAUUCAACGUUAUCAUAUGUUAUUAAGAAAAAAUGGUCUUGGUAGAUUAUUUUUUUAUAAUUUAAGAAAAAUGUAUAAUUAUGUAUAUAAUCUAUAUGAUUUCAUACCUCUUUAUCUUAUACAAAAUAUAUUAAUACAUUAUUAUGAUAUAUAUCAACAUGCGAACCAAUAUUAUUAUCAUGAUGAUAAAGAACAUCCCACUUUUUUUACACAACAAAAUGAAGAUGAUGAAUAUGAAUAUACCAAGUUUUCAAAAGAUUUCUUUAAUACUAAUAAAUGGAAAAGAAUGUAUUCGAAAUAUGAAGACAGACUAAAUAACGAAACCUAUCCUGAACCACCAAACAAAAAUAUUUCAAAUAAACAGGGACAUAAAGAGAAUAAUCUAAUAUACCAGAAUUCGCAAAAUUAUGAUAUGACUACUAAUCAUUAUAAUAUUGCUAAUAAUGAUAUAGAAAAAAGAAAUCAAACCAAUUCAUACCUUUUUAAUGUUGACGAUGAAAAUUGCCCUUCUCUAUCAUCAAACAAUCUUGAAAAUAUUAAUAGUACUUUAAUCAAUGACCACCAUUUUAUACAAACAAAUAAUGAUGAUAUGAACAGCAUACAACAUAUGGAGAAGAAGAUUUCAGAAAUGUCGGAAUGUAAUUUAAAAACGGACAAAAAUAAUAACAUCUUUAAUUAUCCACAAGAUAAAAUAAAUCCUGAUAAAAUGAAGAAAAAUGAAAGAAUGGAAUUUUCAGUAAAUAAAAAAAUAAAAACAAACCAUAACACAACUGGAUAUAAUAAAAGAAAUAAUGAUAGGUAUAAUCAUUCUAGUAGUUUUAAUUUUUUUGGAAAGGAUGAAUAUGAUAACACAUCAUAUGAGGAUUAUAUAAAAAAAAAAAAAAACUUCUCUUCAACAAGUAGAAGAAAACGAAAUAAUAAUAUAAAUAUGAAAGAAUUUUUUUCAAAUGGACGUUAUGAUAAAUUAUUAAGUAUAAAGAAAAUAUUUAUGAUAUUCUAUAAUUAUUUGAGGAAGUGUCAUUUUAUCGAUAAAAAAAAUUCUUGUAAGAAUUUAUAUAAAUCAUUUUUAAAAAAAUAUUUAAAAUCAGCUAAUGUAUAUUUACAAUUUAUAGCUUAUAUUAUAUUCUCUAUAUAUGAUUAUAAUUCAUUAGCAAAAAAAUAUUUAGAUUAUAUACACUUAUACAGUGAUAUUAGUAAAUAUAAUAUAUUCCUUCAUAUAUUAAAUAUCGACGAAGACUAUGAUAAAAUAUAUAUAUAUCAAACAUUACAAUUAAUAUAUCAUCCAUAUUUUUAUCUAAUGUAUAAAUUAUAUAAAUAUCUAAAAAUAGAUGCUUCCCCAGUAUUAUUACAUGAUUUUUAUGAAAACUGGGAAGAAUUUACAAAAUCCCCAUCUUUAUUUCAACCUAGCAAAAAUUAUUUUACACUAAUUAAAAAACAUUUUAAAAGAAAAUGUGUAAGUUGUAAUAAGUCUCCAAAAAAAAUACUUAUCUGUCUCUAUUGUGGUUCAACUGUUUGUCUGCAUGAAGGGGACCAUGUGUCCGGACCCUUAUCACAAACUAUAAGUAAAUGUGUGUACCAUACGACCAUCUGUGGAGGAGAGCAAUGUUUAUACUUAUGUUUAAAUACAUCAUCGGUGUUGUUUACGAGUGAAAACCGAUUCGAUUUUAUGAGUGGACCUUAUGUCGACAAAAAUGGAGAUGUGGACUAUCAAUUAAAGAGAGGAAAAAAUUUAUACCUUUCUUCUUAUAAGUUGAACAAACUUUUUGACGUUAUAAUUAAUUCAGCAGUUGAUGUUGAAAUAUAUAAGCAUACGUUGAAAUCAGAAUAA